This is a messenger RNA of Ylistrum balloti, 1907 nucleotides long. RefSeq lists its product as uncharacterized. The coding region runs from base 45 to 644 and encodes 199 amino acids. The record is from RefSeq and is a predicted model, not a curated record. Lineage: Eukaryota; Metazoa; Mollusca; Bivalvia; Pectinida; Pectinidae. The transcript has 5 exons.
AUUACACUGAGGACACAUGUAGAGAUUGUCCACCGAACACCAUCAUGUUGGAUAAUACAACAUCUGAGGUUGACAUCAUAAGAUGUGUUGCCCUACCUGAGUGCUCAGAAUUGCAACAUACUGUGGCCAGUUCAGAUUAUCACAUGUGUCAUACUGGUAUCAGAACUCGUUGCCAUUGUGACAUUGACAAAGGCUAUUGUGGAGAUCCGUGCAAAUGUAGCCUUCCUAAAGAUAGCUGUAAGCCAGGAGAAAUUCGACUUCACAACUGUACCUGUGUCCAACCACGCCAAGAUCCAUCGAUCUCAGUUCAAACUACCUCAACAAUCGAGGUACCGACCUUCCGCCCUGAAAAUUUCACUGAGGCUACAGUCACCACAAAACCAGAUACGACUACAGAUCACGAGUUGCUUACUCCAUCAACCACUGUAUCUGACAAGAUUAUGAAACAACAGCCAUUAGACAAAGCUAAAUACAACUCUGAAUGGCCAACACCUGGAGGAUUAGCUGGAAUAAUCAUCUUGACAGUAAUUGUAACUUUACUAGGUGCAGUUGCUGUUCUAAACAGAGAAUUGAUAAAGAAGAAGUGUGAAUCACUUUGGAAGACUAUUGAAGGAUAUAGGAGGACAUCAAGUGAAAGUUCUUGAUGAAAGUAAUUACCCCCCGGUAUAUUAUUGUAUAGGUUGUCCCCGUAAAUGACAGAGGUUUGCGAGGAAACUUCAAACUAUGUGCUAGCAUAAUAUGGCAUGUUUGUCUGAAAAUCUUCGUCAUUUAUAUGAGCCAUUAAUGCCAUUACAAGACAGUUCAAUUUUGUAGAUGACGACUUGAUUUAAACAAGAGAUAGCCAUUCAGAGAAUAUUCUUUUGAAAGUGUAUGUUUUCUAUGCAAGCAAAUGGGAAUGUAAACAUACUUAUUUAUUAACUUAUGUACAGUAAGUUAUUUUGAUGCAUAGUGUUUGAUGUAAGAAUUUAGAAAUAUUUUUGUAAAAUUAUAUAUUGUAUUAAUGUGGAUGGAUAUAAUAGAAUUUACGCUCCAAACACAGAUACACCAAAUUUUUUUGAAAACAUAGCAAACACUAUUGAGGAUUUCGGUAACGAAUCAGAGAUAAUAUGUGGGGAUUUCAACUUAGUUUUAAAACCUAGCAUAGAUUAUGAAAAUUAUAAGCAUAUCAAUAAUCCAAGGUCUAGGGAUAAGGUAAUACAAAUUAUGGAGAGUUAUAAUCUUACAGAUGUGUAUAGAGAACAUUACCCUGAUAGAAAACGAUACUCAUGGAGGAAACUAAACCCUAGGAAACAAGCCCGUUUAGAUUUUUUUUUAAUAUCGGAAAACCUAUUAUCUAGUGUUGAGAAAGUAAAUAUAGAACCUAGUUAUAGAUCUGACCAUUCAAUGCCAAUAAUGAAGAUAAAAUUCAAUGAUUUCAAAAAGGGGAAAGGUCUGUGGAAAUUUAAUAACUCACUCUUAGAAGACUUUCAAUAUUUAGACCUUGUAAAAUCAACAAUACAUGGAGUAAAAAAACAAUACUCUAUACCAGUCUAUAAUUUUGCUAAACUUGAUGAAAUACAUGAUAAUGAUAUAAACUUUAUAAUAAAUGAUCAGCUAUUUUUAGAAACAUUACUUAUGGAAAUUAGGGGGAAAACUAUCUCAUACUCCUCUUUCAAGAAAAAGGAACGAGGUCAAAUAGAAAAUAAACUAAGGGAAGAAAUAGCAGAGCUAGAGGCUAGGGAAAUAUACCAUUAGAUGUCUUAGAGUUAAAAAAGGCUGACUUAGAAAAGAGCAGAAAACAGAAACUUUAGGGUAGUAUUAUCAGAUCAAAGGCAAGAUGGAUAGAGGAUGGGGAAAAACCGACAAGUUAUUUUUGCAACCUAGAAAAAAGAAAUUUUACUAAUAAAAUCAUACCUAAAAUAGAAAAA